UCUUCUGAACAUGUAAACAACAACAUCAACAACAAUAACGUUUUCUUUAAACCUUUACAGAGUUUUGUAUAACUGUACUUUUCGGCAUAAUUUAGUUACAAAGUAACCUUUCAACAUAUAUAUUUAUGCAAUUGUGAUUUACUUGAGUAAGUUUCAUCUUUGAUAUCAUAUUGAUUCAGAUGAGAAGCUCUUUUGCCUUUCAAAUAGAUUUGUUUACUUGAACUGUAAAUACCGGUUAACUUUUCCCAGUUUCUGGAUAAUUGACCAUUUCAAGUGUUGAUCAACUUAAAGUUUGUUGAAAAUAUGACGGAUCGAAGUGAAACCCGAGUACCAAGUCGGAUAGCUGUACUAACAAUUAGUGAUCGAUGCUCUCGAGGUGAAAGUGAAGACAAAAGUGGACCUUUUAUUGCAAAUUAUUUGACCGAAAAAGGACAUCAAAUUGUCCACAAAUAUUGUAUCCCAGAUGACUUCAAUAUAAUUCAAGAUGUUCUCAUUGAUUGGUGUGAUACAGCCAAAAUUGAUUUCGUUGUGACCACCGGUGGAACUGGAUUUACUGAUCGUGAUGUCACCCCAGAAGCCACAAAGUCCAUAAUUGAACGAGAGACUCCUGGACUUGUUAUUGGAAUGAUAAUGAACGGGCUUAAAUCGACUGAAUAUGCAAUGCUUUCGAGACUUUGUGCUGGAAUACGAAAAUCAACAUUAGUUGUCAACUUGCCUGGAAGUGUUAAAGCUUGUAAAGAGUAUUUACCAAUUCUAGAGCCUGUUUUAAAUCAUGGUAUUGACCAGUUACGUGGUGAUAAACUUCGUGUUAAGGUGAAACACACCGAAAUGCAAGAGCCUAGUAAGCCAAUUGUUUUGACAAUCAAAGAUCCUCAUGAGCCAAUACCCUCAAACGUGCGUUCAUCUACACCAGUCACAUCAUCUGGAUCCACUUUGGUGACCACAAGUACCGCUAAAAUUGCCCCAAUCUUAAAAGUAGGAGGCGGAGGAGGAUUUCAAUACAGAAAGUCACCAUAUGAAAUGGUUUCCAUGAACGAUGCAGUUUCUCACAUAAUGACUGAACUCAAUUCAACGGAAAAACUGGAAACUGAACUUAUUCCAUUGAAAAAUGCAACUGAUCUCUUAGGUCGUCAUGUUUCGUCAAACAUUCAAUCAAAAGUUGAUGUUCCUUCAUUUCCAGCCUCCAUUAAGGAUGGUUAUGCAGUUUUAUCAUCAGAUGGACCAGGUAAUCGUAAAGUCGUAUCAUCAUCUAUUACAGCCGGAUUACCAGCGGACGGAAUGACAAUUGAUAAAGGCUGGUGUGUUAGGAUGAAUACUGGAGCUCCUAUUCCUGAUGGCUGUGAUGCUGUUGUUCAAGUUGAAGACACUGAAGUUGUAUCCAGAACUGAUGAUGGAAAGGAAACCGAAAUUCAAAUUUCAAUUGCCCCUAAAGUCAUGCAAGAUAUUCGUAAAAAAGGAAGUGAUAUUAAAAAAGGUGAAACUGUGAUCAAAAUUGGUGAUAAAAUAGGACCCAUUGAUCUAGGCAUUUUGGCUUCCAUAGGUGUAACCCAUGUACCAGUUUACCGUAAACCUAAAGUUGCAAUACUCUCUACAGGAGACGAGUUAAGAGAGCCUGGCGACAAUCUGAUUCCAGGAACAAUUUGGGAUUGCAAUCGUAUUACGUUGAUAUCAUUUUUACGUCGUCGCAAUUAUGAUGUAAUUGAUUUAGGAAUUGUUGAAGAUGAUUUAAGAUAUCUGGAGAGUCGGAUAUGUUCUGGUUUGGAGAAAUCGGAUCUUUUAAUAACAACUGGAGGUGUUUCAAUGGGCGAAAAGGAUAUACUUAAAGCCGUUUUAGUUCACUGUUUUGGUGCCAAAAUUCAUUUUGGUAGAGUUAAUAUGAAACCUGGUAAACCUACAACUUUUGCAACUUGUAUUACAAAUGAUAGAAGACGAUUUAUAUUCAGCCUUCCCGGUAAUCCAGUUUCAGCAUUUGUUUCCUGUCUUUUAUUUGUUAUUCCCGUUCUGGACAAUCUUUCUGGUCACACAACUUUAUCCCAAGUCACAGAUAUUUAUGAUUUACAUCCAUGGAUAAAGGUUUCCCUUUCAAUAUCAAAUGCUAAUGGAUUCAUAAAUCUUGACGAAAGGCCGGAAUUUGCACGAGCUGUUGUACAUUUUGAUGGAGGUGACUUGCCAAGUGCCUCAUUAAUCCGAGGAAGUCAAAAAAGCAGUAGAUUGUCAAGUGUUAAAGAUGCCAAUGCUUUAAUAGCUCUUCCAGGUCGAAAUGAGAUUCCCGGUGGAAUAAUUAAAGACAGUCAUAUCACCAAAGCUAUUAUAAUUAACUUUUGAUUCAUUACCAUCAAGGAGGAGAAGAAGCAAUAUUUUUAAGCCUGGAUGACUUCCAUUGGCUUCAUUAAUCUAAUCCUGUUAAUUUGUUUUUUUUGUACAACUUAAUUUACAAUCAUAUUUAAAGAUGCAACCAUAAAGGGAGAAGCUGAUUCAGAUAAGAUGAAAAAAUACGAGCUGCUGCUUUUGGACCUAGUUGAUAGUACAAUAAAUUAUAUGAAAAUGAGUUAAAAGGAGUGAAAAAAGAGACUAUUUUAUAGAUAUAUUAGCAGCAAAGUUGUUUUAAAUAAUUUACAAAUAACGCAACAAGUUGCCUAACUCAUAAACAAAGCUGUAAUUAUUUCGCCCCAGCAACCACGAAAAUGUUUUACCAACAUUAUUUGUGUAAUUCAAAGUUGACAUUUUCAUAGACAUUGUAGUCUAUAUAUUUAUACAUAUGUAAGAAAGUAAGAAAAAUUUGCUGUAAAAACACACAUUAUUAUCACCAUCAUCUAAUAGCAACUCAAAAUGUCACCCUGACCAGUUACCAUUUCAGAGUUAUUACCUCAUGGUUUGAACAGCAUAAUUUCAUUACAGCUUCCAUCAUCACAAUCAUCAUUACAGCUCUAUUUUGCGUAUAUAUUUACAACUGAAACUUGUUUCUUGAUAUCUAAAGGGUCAACUUGGCGACGUUACAUAUUAUUUUAUCAUGUACUUCACCAAUGCAAAGGAAACGCUCAAGUUCAGGAAACAAAUACAGUACAAGAUUUAUCUUUAAAAGGACCCGAAAUCAAAGCUAUGGUGAUAAUAAAUGAAGGACCAUAAUCAAUCUUCAUCUUGUUUCUUAAACAUUUACAAUCUUAUUUACCUUGAUAUUACCUCUUGCACUUUUAAUUAUUGUUACUUAAUAGUAUAAGCAAUAAGGUUUAAAGAUCUUCCACUUUUUUCAUGUUAGCUUGUUUUUGCUCUGUUAAUGUUUCGUUUUUUUUGCACCGCAUUUUUUAUUGCUAUUACAUUUUCUCACAGAUCAAUACAUUAAUAUGUAUCCAUGUUAUUAUUAUCAUUAUUAUACUAUCGUA
Molecule: messenger RNA, 3380 nt
Organism: Tetranychus urticae (two-spotted spider mite)
Lineage: Eukaryota; Metazoa; Arthropoda; Arachnida; Trombidiformes; Tetranychidae
Gene: cin
Product: Molybdenum cofactor synthesis protein cinnamon
Biological process (GO): glycine receptor clustering; postsynaptic neurotransmitter receptor diffusion trapping; establishment of synaptic specificity at neuromuscular junction
Cellular component (GO): postsynaptic membrane; postsynaptic specialization; cytoplasm
Molecular function (GO): molybdopterin molybdotransferase activity
Source: RefSeq, a predicted model, not a curated record